AUGACCACAUAUAACAACGAAAGAAUAAUGCCAGAGCCAAAUCAGUCUACAUCUCUCACUCUCAGGAAUGAGAGCAUGACGGCUGGUUUCUCGACAGUUAAGAAGGCUUCGUCUGUUGUUUCUCGCGAUGGUCGAGAUGUUGAACGUCAAGAAGGUUCCACGGAGACCAAAGAUCGAGUUCAUGAUGACGCGCCGCCUGAAGGGGGCCUCCAAGCCUGGCUGGUAGUGUUGGGAGCGUGGUGUUGUUCGUUCUGUUGUUACGGGUGGAUUAACAGCAUUGGAGUAUUUCAGGCUUACUACGAGACCCAUCAACUGAAGAGCUACUCCUCGAGCACUAUAUCUUGGAUCACAUCCCUGGAAAUCUUUUUCAUGCUGUUUAUGGGACCCAUUGUAGGGAAGCUCUAUGACAGCUAUGGGCCUCGAUACGUCUUGCUCUUUGGGUCCUUAGCGCAUGUCUUUGGGUUGAUGAUGGCAUCCCUUUCAGAUAAAUAUUACCAGUUCCUUCUGUCACAAGGAGUUGUCAGCGCCAUUGGGGCAUCUGCUGUCUUCACGCCCUCCCUCAGUGCUGUUGCUACAUGGUUCCACCAUAAACGUGGUCUUGCUUUUGGGCUCACCAUGAGCGGCUCAAGCACAGGUGGAGUCAUAUUUCCCAUAAUGAUCUACCACCUGAUUGUUAAUGUCGGUUUCGCAUGGUCUAUGAGAAUUUCCGCCUUCAUGAUUCUUGGACUGCUCAUCAUCGCCAAUCUGACAGUGAAAGCGCGUACCGCACCUCAUCCGCAGCCACCUAUGACUGUGAAAGAGUUCUUCUCACCUCUUACAGAAACAACCUACGCUCUUACAGCCGCAGGAAACUUUUUAUUCACAUUCGGCUUGUUUAUCCCUAUCAACUACCUGAUCGUCCAGGCUAUUGCUGGGGGUAUGUCUCCAAGCCUGGCCAACUACCUAAUUCCUAUAUUGAACGCGGCAAGCUUAUUCGGGCGAAUCAUCCCAGGCAUACUGUCAGACAAACUUGGACGAUAUAACACCUUUGUCGUAGUUUCAUUUUUAACCGCAAUUCUCGUCCUGGCCCUUUGGAUCCCGGCGUCCAGCAAUGCUGCACUCAUGCUCUUCGCUGGGUUCUUCGGAUUCUCAUCCGGCGCCUUUAUCUCCCUAGGCCCGGCACUUAUAGCCCAAAUCUCCCCCAUCCGCAAGAUCGGUAUCCGACAGGGUCUGCUUUUCGCCAUGAUGUCUGUUGCCGCUCUGACGACUAGUCCAAUCGCUGGGGCCAUUGUAUCCCACGAGCAUGGUAGAUUUACUGGUCUCAAGGUUUUUGCCGGAGUUAUGUGCCUUGCUGGAUCAACUUUGACCCUCCUAGCAAGAUAUUUUGUUGUCGGCAUGAGCCCCAUGAAGAAGGUUUAG
Rasamsonia emersonii CBS 393.64 is the source of this 1398-nucleotide messenger RNA. RefSeq lists its product as uncharacterized. The transcript has 5 exons. Gene Ontology annotation, biological process: transmembrane transport. Gene Ontology annotation, cellular component: fungal-type vacuole membrane. The record is from RefSeq and is a predicted model, not a curated record. Gene Ontology annotation, molecular function: transmembrane transporter activity. Bases 1 to 1398 code for a protein of 465 amino acids. NCBI's taxonomy places the organism in Eukaryota, Fungi, Ascomycota, Eurotiomycetes, Eurotiales, Trichocomaceae.